AUGACGGAUAAAGAAGGGACAGGUGAUGGAGAACAGGAUGAUAUCUCAUUUUUACGGACGGGUGAUAUCGUUGCAAUGACAUGUAUGGCAUCAGCAAAUCGUGAAGGUGUUCUCGGUUCUGAACGAGUUUGUCUCUGUACUGAAGGGUUUGGUAAUCGCAUGUGUUCAUUGGAAAAUGUUUCAGAUCGGGACAUUCCACCAGAUAUAUCCAUGUGCAUGUUGUAUAUUGAUAAUGCGUUAUCGGUGCGAGCACUUCAGGAAAUGAUGAGUAAUGAUAAUGAAUUGAGAGGAACAGGUAGUGGCGGAGGUCAUAAAACCCUGUUGUAUGGUCAUGCAAUACAACUCAAACACGUCCAAAGUGAAAUGUAUCUCGCUUGCUUGUCAUCAUGCUCAUCCAACGAUAAAUUAGCAUUUGAUGUCGGCGUGCAAGAAAAUAAUGAAGGUGAAGCAUGCUGGUGGACGAUUCAUCCCGCUUCCAAGCAGCGAUCAGAAGGCGAAAAAGUUCGUGUGGGUGAUGAUGUUAUUUUAGUUUCUGUUGCAACCGAACGAUAUUUGCAUAUGACGCAUAGCAAAGGAUUCAUGGUAAUUGCAUCAUUUCAUCAAACACUUUGGAAUAUCACUUCUGUGAGUUCGGGAAGUGUACGAAUACGAAAUAUGGGCGCACUUUUCGGUAAUGAUGUCUUGCGACUUUUUCAUGGUAACGAUGAAGUUUUAACGAUUCCUGAAAAUUGGAGCGAACAUCCGCAACAUAAUAUGACAAUCUAUGAAGGUGGCGCUGCUGUAUCACAAGCCAGAUCAUUGUGGCGUAUCGAAUUAAUUCGAGUAAAAUGGCAUGGAGCGUUAGUUGGUUGGGAACAACCAUUUCGGAUAAGACAUAUCACUUCUGGAAGAUAUUUGGGUGUCAUGGAAAAUGUCAUUCAAUUGUACGACAGGGAUAAAGCUGAAUUCGAUGCAACUGCUUUCGUCAUGUAUCAAACUAAAGACUUAAAGAAACAACUGAAGGAAGAAAAAGAAGAAGGAAUGGGUGUUGCAACAAUUCGUUACGGUGAAACAAAUGCUUUUAUUCAGCAUAUCAAAACAGAGUUAUGGCUUUCAUAUCAGACAUCAGAAAUAACGAAAAAAGGUCUUGGUAAAGUGGAAGAAAAGAAAGCGGUGGCACUAAAAGAUGGUCACAUGGAUGAUUGUUUUACAUUUUUCAUGGCGCUUGAAGAAGAAUCCAAAUCGGCUCGCGUCAUCCGGAAAUGUUCAUCCGUACUCAAUCGAUUCUUGAAGGGUAUUGAAGCACUACAACGAGAAGGCAAACAAGCACAAGAUUGGAAUCGUGUUGAUCUAAGCGAAGUGUUAAAACUUAUGGAAGAUUUGAUUGAGUAUUUCUCGCAACCUAAUGAAGAUGAUUUUGAAGCAAGUCAAAAUCGUUUACGUGCACUGAGAAGUCGCCAAGAUUUAUUUCAAGAAGAAGGUGUAUUGAAUAUGAUUCUGGAUACUAUCGAUAAAUUUUCACAAAUGGAAGCAAUGCCUGAUUUUAUUGUACUUCUUAACGAUGAUACACAGUUGAUGUGGGAAGAAAUCUCGACUUACUUGUAUCUUCUUGUUGCUGCAAUGAUCAAAGGGAAUCACUACAAUUGCGCACAAUUUGCAUCAGCUCAACGAUUGCAAUGGUUAUUUGGGCGAUUAUCAAAUCCUCAAUCUGCAGAAGGUAUAUUGGAUGUAUUAUACUGUGUGUUAACUGAAUCACCAGAAGCACUGAAUAUGAUCAAUGAAAGUCAUAUCAAAUCGGUAAUAUCACUUUUGGAAAAGGUCGGAAGAGAUCCUAAGAAUAUAAUUGCUCAACAUUUAUUACCUGGAAAGGAUUUGUUAUUGCAAACGAAAAUGAGAGAUCAUGUGAGCAGUAUGACGCCGAAUAUUGUAGUUGGUGUUGUUGAGGGGAGCUCACAAUUUCGACGAUGGUAUUAUGAAGCAGAAGUUGAGUAUAUCGAGCAGAUGACCAAAACAGAACCAUAUCUUCGGGUCGGAUGGGCAAAUAGCAUGGGAUAUAAACCGUUUCCUGGCUCCGGUGAUGGAUGGGGUUGUACUGGUGUCGGUGAUGAUUAUUAUUCAUAUGGAUUUGAUGGUCGAUGUAUUUACUGCGCAACUAAAAAACAUGUUAUUUGGACUCGAAAACUACAGAAAGGAGAUAUUGUUGGUUGUUUGCUGGAUUUGAAUAUUCCGGAAAUAAGUUUUACUGUUAAUGGACAGCAAACCACAGGGAUAUUCAGAAAUUUCAAUAUCGAUGGAUUUUUCUUUCCCGUUAUGUCACUUUCUGCCAAAGUUAGUUGUCGCUUCAUGUUCGGUGGUACAGAAGGACGUUUGCGCUAUGGACCACCUCCUGGAUUCAGUGCUCUAAUUGAAACAGCAGCAAAUCAAUUGGAAAUAGGAGAAUGUGUUUCGUUCGGUGAUAUUGCGAAGAAUGUAUAUACUGGCUCUAGCAUCUUACGUCAGAAUGCGGAACCAUUCGUACCGAAACUGGUCGAUAUCUCUACUAUAGUACUACCUCACUUCGCAAUGGAAAUUCAUGAAAAAUUGGCGGAAAAUUUGCAUGAAUUAUGGGCAAUGCGAAAAAUUGAACUUGGCUGGAGUUAUGGAGAGGUAAGAGAUGAGAAGACUCGCCGUCAUCCAUGCCUUACAUCAUUUCAACAAUUACCACAAAAUGAAAAAACUUAUAAUAUCAAUCUUGCCAUUGAUACAAUGAAAACAAUUGAAGCAUUAAGAUAUCAUAUGAUCCUAGAAGAAUGUCCUGUUCGCAUGCGACCUUUACGUCUUCCUCAAAACUAUCAACAAAGCAAUGGAUUUAAACCACAACCUUUGGAUUCUCAUGGAAUUGUUCUUGGUGAAAAUAUAUUCCCGUUAAUUGAUGCUUUAGCUAAAAAUACCCAUAAUGUUUGGGCGAGAGAAAAGAUUCGGCGUGGUUGGACUUUUGGCCUUAGUGAGUUUGUAAAUACAAAUCAGAAGCGAAGCCCACAUUUGGUACCAUACGAGGUGGUUGAUCAACGAAUUAAAGAAGCUAACAGAGAAUCAGCUACGGAAUUUAUCAAGACUUUGCAACUGUUCGGAAUCUUCUUAGAACCACCUGUUUUAGAAUACGAUGAAGGUGCGGAAAAAGAAUUGAAAGCAACAAAGGCAUUCUCGCGAACUUAUCGUGCCGAAGCUCUCUAUGCAGUUUCUAGUGGCAAAUGGUACUUUGAAUUUGAGGUGCUCACAUCGGGAUUUAUGAAAGUUGGCUGGAUGGAUGUAAGCGCACAGUCAACGGAUGAUAUUGGAAUGGAUGAUCGGUCAUAUGGAUUUGAUGGAUAUUUGGCACGUAAAUGGCAUCAAGGAUCUGUUACUUAUGGAAGGGAAUGGAAAAUUGGUGACGUAGUUGGAGCAUUUCUUGAUCUUAGCGAUCGUACCAUAUCAUUUUCAUUGAAUGGCGAACUAUUACUGGACCCUUCCGGAUCCGAAAUGGCCUUCGAUAAUGUUCUCGUCACAGAUGGCUUUGUACCAGCAAUGACAUUUAGUGCAGGGCAGAAAGCAAAAUUGAAUUUUGGCCAAGAUUCAAAUAGUUUGAAAUAUUUCACUACAUGUGGUCUUCAGGAGGGAUACGAGCCUUUUUGUGUUAAUAUGUAUCGCCAAAUGCCAAUGUGGUACGCUAAAAAGUUACCUCAGUUUGAAGAUAUCGGAUUGAAUUCAACAAUGGAAGUUUCACGAAUACCGGCAACUGCAAAUAAUCCUCCAUGUUUAAAAAUUACUCAGAAAGAGACCGAUACAGGCGAUGUGGCAGCGCAGGAAAAGGCUAAAAUGGAAUAUAUUCGAUUAUCUCUACCGGUUAAAUGUGAUGACAAAUUUCAACUAAAUAAAGAUAAGGAAUCAAUAAUGCGUUCCAUACAUGAAAUUGAAAAACGUUUGGCAGAAGAAGCGCAUCCUGUACCUACGAUUAUGCAUCCAGCUAUCCCAAGAGAAUUUAGUGGCGAUACUAAAGUAAAUAAGAAAUCACUUGGCCGAUCGUUACUGUCGGCUUUUAAACACAGUAUCGAAGAUGAUGAAGGUUCAGCACGCUCAAAACCGUUGUCAGUUGAUGGUGACCAUCAUCUUGCAGAAACAUCUGACAUAAGAAUAUCUGAAAGUAUGGUUGAAUUAUCAAAUAAUGAUGAUCAUCGACAGGGAAAACAUAAGCGAGGCGGUUUAAUGGCCAGAUUUCAUCAUAAGAAAAAAGAAAUAAUGUUUAGCGAAAAUAGGCGCACAACAGGCAUAUUGGCAAAUGCUGGUGCUAUUUCUCCAGAAGGAAUGCCAUCUCCCACAUCAAAAGAUAACCAAGAUAUGCCUCGAUCAGGCCCUGGACGAUCCCGACGAUUUAUGACAUCAGGCAAAUCGAAAAGAAAUAAGAAUGAAAGGUUAUUGGAAAAUCGGAAGCUAUCAAUUGCAGCUCGGGAACAAAACGUUAUCGAAGAAGGAAAUGUACUAAACGAUGUGCGCCCAAUGAUUGAACUCAGUGAUAAGAUCGAUGAAUUCUACUAUGCAAUUCGAAUUUUUCCGGGACAAGAUCCUGCAAAUGUUUGGGUUGGUUGGGUAACACCAAAAUAUCACUUUUACGCAGAGCGUUUUCUUACUGGAGAAGCUGUCCGACGUUGUAAAUUUCAGGAAAUGAAUAAGAAUGUUAAUGAAGGAGAAAGCCUAGAAUAUCGAAAUUGCUAUGUAAUGAAUGCCGCCGAGUUGAUGCAAUCAGUACCAGAUCCAGGAAAUACGAAAGUAUCGGGCCUGUUAGUCGGUUGUCUCAUCGAUACAUCUAUUGGAGAGCUAUCAUUUUUAGCUUCAGAACAAGAUACCGGUUUCCGAUUUAAGCUCGAACCUGGUGCCAUUCUCUACCCUGCUGCAUUUGUCGCACCAACAAGUGCCGAAAUUUUGCAAUUCGAACUUGGACGAAUAAAGUACACUUUCCCGUUAUCUUCGGCAAUGUUUAAAUCGUCACACAAAAGUUUGUUACCAUUUUGUCCACCACGAUUAACAGUUGAGAAAUUAAAUCCUGUUCACUGGGCUCGAGUACCUAAUGAAUGCUUACGUACAACGGCUCUCAAACUUUCUGAUUUUAGAGGCUGGUCUGUCCUCUGUGAUGAUCCGGUACGUAUAAUGUCUAUUUAUGUACCAGAAAAGGACACAAGUUAUGAUAUUCUGGAAAUGACUGAGCAUAAUGAUUUCUUGACAUUCCAUCGACAAACUCUCAAUCUGUACUGUAAACUAGCAGCACACGGAAAUCAGAAAGUAGCGCAUAUUUUAUGUUCACAUGUUGACGAGGAUCAGAUUAUGUAUGCUGUGAAGAGUCACUAUCUUUCGGGACCGCUUCGACAAGGAUUCCAUGAUUUUCUAAUAGCCGUUCAUUUACGAACAUAUGUUGAUGCACGACAAUCUACCACUCAUGAAUAUGUUAUUCCAUUGAAACAAAAUCAUGAAAUCAAAAAUGUCUUUCAUCCGGAGAAUGAGGAUCGUUUCCCGCAAAUUCUCGGACCAACAAUGUCCAUUAGACCGGUAAUAGUGUGCAGUGAAGUGCGCAGCGAUUUUGGAAUGGAUGCAGAAUCAAAACUUCAACCGCCUGCGAUUAAUUUCGCUGCCUUGAAGACUCAUGUUAUGUCAGCACUAAGUAGCGCAAUCGAACAUGCUGUUAUCAAUUGUCGUGAUUUGAUUGGUGGGAAUUGUUCAAAUCAUUUUGAACCACUUUUCAAAUUGUUCAAUUCGUUGUUGGUAAUUGGAAUAUUUGAUGACGAUGAUCUAAAAGAUGUCCUGAAGUUGAUUCAUCCUGUUGCUUUUGAUGAAAAUUAUGUGCCAGGCUUGAAACAGAAAGGUUUGCCAGAAAUUGAAUUGUCAGAGGGAGUGAAAAUUCAACUUACAAUCAUUCUUGAAAAUAUUUGUGACAUCCAACUGAGACAUCGUGUUGAAUCGUUGGUCUCAUUUGCUGCUGGAUUUGUGAGUGAUUUACAGCAAGACCAAUUUACCAGGUAUGUGUCGAUUAAGCAAGCAGAUAUGACCCCAGCUGAAGCAGCUAGACGUACCAAAGAAUUUCGAUGUCCACCACGCGAACAGAUGUUCCGGUUGGUGAAAUGCAAAGCGGUACCGGAUGAUAGUGUAGGUAUAAUGUUGGAUGAUGACACGGAAUAUGACCAUUGUCCAAUGGAUGAAACAUUGCAACAACAAUUAAAGGAAUUUUGUUCACUAUUAGUGAGUAAAGUGGGAUGUACAAAGAAUGAUGAGAAUAAACUCUCAGAAUUGAUAGUUCUGGAAGAAGCAAAUUCAUGGGUGGAUCAAUUGGCGCAACUUGUUAUUCGGGUACCACCACCAUUGACAGGCAAAAAUAAUGAUAUAAGUCAUAAUGGAACUGAAAAUUUCAGACAUAUGAUUUGCACAAUGUUGAAAUCUUGGGCAGCAUCAUCAGUGAUUGAAAGUAACGAUUUGAUCCGAAAGAUGUUCAGCCUUCUUUUGCGUCAGUAUAACGGUGUUGCUGAAAUGAUCAAAGCUUUAUCGCAAACAUAUGUAUUACGUGAGCGUAACAUCGAGGAUGUGCAAGAUUUCAUUGAAAAUUUAGUACAAGUUCGGGAACUACUCAAUGUACAAUUUGAAAGUACUGAAGAAGCGGUCCUAAAAAGAGGAUUAUGGAAACUCAUGAACAAUCGAAUUUUUUUCCAACAUCCCGAUCUGAUGCGCCUUUUAACGGUACAUGAGAACGUGAUGUCCAUUAUGAUGAAUGUUCUCACAGCGCAACAAGGUGCUGCUAAUCACAGCGAACACGCAGAACCAGUGGAAAGUGACGAAGAAAUUGCAAAUGCGCAAGAAUCUAAGGACUCAUCUGAAAUGGUUGUUGCAUGCUCACGUUUUCUGUGUUAUUUCUGUCGAACUUCACGUCACAAUCAAAAAGCAAUGUUUGAGCACUUACCAUUUUUAUUAGAUAAUGCAACUAUGCUUCUUGCAAGGCCCAGCUUACGAGGUUCGGUGCCACUUGAUAUUGCAUAUUCGAGUUUUAUGGAGAACAGUGAGUUAGCUUUGGCUUUGAAAGAGGAGGAACUUGAUAAAGUUACAGUAUAUCUUAGUAGAUGUGGAUUGCAGCCAAAUUCAGAAUUGAUCGCAAAAGGUUAUCCAGAUAUUGGUUGGGAUCCACUAGAAGGUGAGAGAUACAUUGAUUUCUUGCGAUUUUGCGUUUGGAUCAACGGCGAAAGUGUGGAAGAGAAUGCGAAUUUAGUAAUACGGUUGUUAAUUCGUCGGCCGGAAUGUCUUGGUGUUGCACUGAAAGGUGAAGGACAAGGAUUAUUCUCAGCAUUUAAGGAAGCAAUCGCACUUUCAGAGGAUAUUCGAGCAUUGGAAGAGGAUAAAAAUCACGCUGUCAUCCAUAGUGCAUUACUAAGAGAACAAUCACAUUAUCCAAACAAAGAAACUGAAGGUGAUAAUUAUGUUGAUCUCGGAGCUGCAACACUCGAUUUCUAUUCGUCACUUGUUGACCUACUGGCUAAAUGUGCUCCGGAUAAAAUUAACAUACAAGCUGGAAAAGGCGAUUGUAUGCGCGCUCGUGCUAUAUUACGCUCACUAAUUUCGUUAGAUGAUUUGGAUCAAAUUCUAGCUCUGCGUUUUACUAUACCAAAUUUGAUAGCUUCAGUGGAGACAGACGAUGCUGGUCCAUUACCUGGUCUUCUUCCAAACCAUAAACAAUCAGUUCUUCUAUUCCUCGAUCGUGUUUAUGGUAUCGAUUCACAAGAAAUGCUUUUCCAUUUUCUUGAAAAAAGUUUCUUACCCGAUCUUCGGGCUGCGACAAUGAUGGAUUCGCCAUGCUCUGUGGAAAGUGAUACAGCAUUGGCGCUAAAUCGUUAUUUAUGUAAUGCCGUGCUACCUUUACUUACCAGUCAUUCGCAUUACUUUGCUGAUGCCGAACAUCAUGCUGCACUUCUUGAUACUACGCUCCAUACGGUCUAUAGUAUGAAUCGUUUACGAUCAUUGACAAAAAAUCAACGUGAUGCGGUAUCAGAUUUUUUGGUUGCUAUCACUCGCGAACUUCCACCAGCAAUGAUGGUGAAACUGAUGCGUAAAGUUAUCAAUGAUAUUCAGGAAAUGGAUGAGAAUAUUUUGGUUCCAUUAAGGAUUCUAACAUUGCAUUAUGAACGUUGUACGAAAUAUUAUGGAUUGGGUAACAUCUAUGGAAUGGCUUCUGAGACAGAGAAGAGAUUGUCCAUGUUGCUUUUCUAUGCUAUUUUUGAUUCGCUUGGCAGUAAACAGUAUGAUCCAGAAUUAUUCGGGAAAGCUCUUCCAUGCCUGACAGCUAUUGGCUCAGCAAUAUCACCGGAUUAUACUCUGACGACAACUGGCGACGAUACGGACAAAAUUCAGAAAGCGAAAGAUCACGGAGUCUGGGAUCCAAAUCCGGUUAAUGUCAGCGAAGUUAUUUUUGAUGAUGAUCUGAAAUCAGUCAUUGCUAAAUUUGCGGAACAUUUUCAUGAUUCAUGGGCAAGCAGAAAGAUUGAAAAAGGGUGGAAUUAUGGCGAGCUAUAUUCACGUCAACAUCUCACACAUCCAAGAUUAAAACCUUUCGCACUCUUGCCUGAUUUUGAGAAGAAUUUCUAUGAAGAACGCUGUGCAGAAUGUUUGCGUGCUCUAUUAGUAUGGAAUUAUUCGAUCGAGCUAGCAGAUCAUGACGCAGCCGAUAAAGCUAUCCAAAAUAAUGCUUCAUUAGGUACUUCGAUUGAAAAUUUCAAUCCCAAACCAGUGGAUUUAUCGAAUAUGACAUUAGAGAAAGAUAUGAUGGGUAUUGCAGAGAAAAUGGCGGAAGAGUCCCAUAAGAUAUGGGCUAAAAAGGUGUUCUCAGAUUUAAGCAAUGGCGGUACAAUGCCACCGCAACUUGUGCCAUGGGAUUUGUUGACCGAUUUUGAACGUCGAAAAGAUCGAUUUCGAGCUGCAGAAAUUCUGAAAUUUCUUCAGUAUCAUGGAUAUCACGUUUGGUGUUCCGAUAAAGUUGAGCCAUCUGCGGAGCGUGUUAAAAUUGAUAGUGAACGUAGUUCGGUGGAAAAACGAUUUGCAUAUAAUUUGCUGAAGAAACUUAUCCAAUAUCUCGAGCAGUCAUCAUUGAAAAUGAAAACAAUCAAGCCUAGUCAGGAAUUGACCCGUCAAAACAGCUUUAAAAGAGAAAGUCAAGAUGUGAAAUUUUUCGAAAAGGUACUACUACCUUUGAUGCAUGCAUAUUUUAAUGCGCAUAAGAAUUAUUUCUUGGCCAGUAGCAGUAUCGUGCAAACCGGAAUGGCUUCCGAUAAGGAAAAAGAAAUGGUUGCGAACUUAUUCUGUCGGCUGGCAUUGUUACUUCGUUUAAAAAAUCAUGCUUUCGGAAGUGUUGCAAAGAUAACUGUACGAUGUUUACAAGGCCUUAUUCAAGCGCUCGAUUUGAGAACAUUAGUGAGAAUAAAUUCGGACAUUUUGCGUACCGUUUUACUGACAUUUUUUAAUAAUUGUGCUGAUGAUCUAUAUUCUGCCGUGGAAGAGGUUAAAAACGGUGGACAAUAUUCGUUACUGCGUGGCCGGAACUUGAAAUCAUGGGUGUCAUUGGAAUUUGCUAAUCAAAUGAUUAUUCCUGUAUUAACAACAAUGUUUGUACAUUUGACUGUAAAUCAUUUUGGCAGCGAUUUGUUAUUGGAUGAAAUUCAAGCAGCAUGUUAUAAAAUUUUGGAUAGCGCAUAUCUCAUGAAUAGUUUAGCAGCAACAACUUCACAAAGGAAAUCAAUAGCUUAUGAAAUGGAUAAACAUCGUCCAGCUCUUGGUCAAUGUCUUGCAGCAUUCGCUGGUUGCUUUCCUAUAGCUUUUUUGGAAGAUCAAUUUAAUAAAAAUAAUAAAUAUUCAUUAUUAGCCAAAUCUCAAGACCAAUCAGUACAAGUACAAGAAAUGUUACAUAACCUUUUGGCACACAUUCCACAGUUGGAUAAGUUAUUAACGGAUGUGGAACAAGUGGGACAAUCAGGUACUAUGUAUCGUGAUCAACCAGCUAUUUUUGAUGUUGAUUUACCCCUUAUUUGUUCCUAUUUAACGUAUUGGUGGCAACUUGGCCCCGAUAGCAGUAAUCGAUCUGUUGUUCCGAUUACGAAUGUUAACAGUGAAUAUAUCAAUCGAAUCUUUCGUGCACUUCUUCAAAUGAUUCAUAAUCAUAUUGGUGUCGAAAAUGCUUCCUGGCUUUGUCGAAUUAAUUUUUUCUCCGUUCAAAUUAUACCAUACGUGAAUUGUGAUGUGGUAAAAGACUAUAUACUUCCAGUUACUGAACGUUUACGCCGUUUGGCGGAAAAAGCUUAUAGAGAAGAGGAACACACACGUACUCAUCCUGAUGAUGCUAAUGAAGGAACCGUUGCUGAGGAUAAUGCUCAUCUUGUGCGUGACGUGUACGCUUACUUCCCAAUUUUGAUGAAAUAUACAGAUUUACAUCGAGCGCAGUGGUUAAAAUCACCAUCUUGGGAAACAGAUGGUGUUUAUGAGAACGUUGCUAUCAUUUUUAAGAUCUGGUCCCUCUCACAGCAUUUCAAACGUGAAGAAUUAAAUUUCAUGGCUCAAUAUGAGGAUGAAUCAGUAAUUGGCGGUACUGGUGAAAUGAAAACUGGUAAAGCUGCAAUUGCGGAACGUAAAAAGAAACGACGUGAAGGACAGAUACGCAAAGAUAAACAUGCAAGCUCAAUUGUGGUAGCUUGUCUGAAACGAUUAUUGCCAGUUGGUUUAAAUGUAUUCGGUGGUCGUGAAUUGGACAUUGUGCAGCACGCGAAAGAAAAAUUCUUAGCUAAAGAACCAGAAGAUAAAAUACGUGAACUUGUUCGUUCUCUUCUUGAUAUACCGGCUAAGACGGAUCCAACAGAUAAGAAUGCUUGGCAGCUAAACCUUUAUCGUAAAAUUGAUAAAUCCCAAAUGAGAAAUAAAGAUAUAAUGACACUUGAUGGAAUAGUGGAGAAAAUAACAAGUAUGGGCCAAGUGGUUGCUAUUCUACACGUUACAGAACAUCCACAAGGCUCAAUGGUUAAUGCUUGGAAGACUAUGAUAUCAAGUCAACGGAAGAGAGCUGUCGUUGCUUGUUUCCGGAUGAUUCCACUCUAUGGAAUACUAAGACAUCGAGCAAUUAAUUUCUUCUUGCCAGCAUUUAACAAAAUUUGGCUGGAAGAUGAAGAUGUUGGACAAGAUGUGCUAAUUAAAGAGCUUACUUUGAAAGAUGAAGGACAAGAAGAAAUACAUAAUAGGACUGUCGAUGAAGAAGUAUUAAAUGAUGAAAAAGAUGAAAAGUCUCAAUCUCCAGAUCCAUUGAAACAAUUAAUUCAAUGCUUCCAACGUGCAGCAACAAGUGAGCAAAGUCAGACGAUCUCAAUUGCCAAUGAUUCAUUGUUUGUGAAUUUUGCUCAAGUGAUGUCAAAAUCAGUACAUAUCGAAGAUGAGGAUGACGGUGAUGACGAAGGAGAGCUUGAUCAAGCGCAAAAAGAAGAAAUAUCGCAAGCACUUCGAGCAGAACAAGCAGUUCUGGCAGAUCGCGGGGCAGCAAUAAUGUGUCUUAUGUAUUUAUCUGCUAGUAAUGGUGAACCAAGCGAUAUGGUAGCAGAAGCUCUACAACUUGGCAUACAUCUUCUCAGUGGCGGAAAUAGUAAAAUCCAAGAGAUGCUGAUCAAUUACUUGCAAUUGAAGAAGGAUGUUCGCUUCUUUACAUCAUUAGCUGGUUUGAUGAAUAAAUGCAGUGUGCUGAAUCUUGAAAUGUUCGAACGCCAAAUUAAGGCUGAAGGUCUUGGUAUGGGUGCUGAAUUAGCCGCUGCUGCUAAUCAGAAUCUAAAUGAUUCUGAAUUUACAUGUAGCCUUUUCCGAUUCUUACAGCUAACCUGCGAAGGACAUAAUUUAGAAUUUCAAAAUUAUCUUCGAGCUCAACCAGGACAUACGACAAGCGUAAAUCUGAUCAAUUGCACUGUUGAUUAUUUGCUAAGAUUGCAAGAAUCGGUGAUGGACUUCUAUUGGCACUAUUCAAGUAAAGAUGUAAUUGAUGAGAGUGGUAAAGAAUAUUUCCUACGAGCUAUUAAUGUAUGCAGUCAAGUAUUUAAUACACUUACUGAAAGUAUACAGGGUCCAUGUACUGGAAAUCAGAUGACACUUGCGAAUUCUCGUUUGUGGGAUGCCAUCAAUGGAUUCUUCUUUCUCUUCGCACAUAUGAUGGAAAAAUUAUACAAAAACAGCACACAAUUGGAACUAUUAAGAGAAUUCUUAAAUUUACAAAAGGAUAUGAUUGUGUUAAUGUUAUCCAUGCUUGAAGGAAAUGUGCUUAAUGGAUCAAUUGGUAAACAGAUGGUUGAUGCAUUAGUUGAAAGUGAGCAAAAUGUAGAAAUGAUAUUGAAAUUUUCGGAUAUGUUCUUGAAAUUAAAAGAUUUGACAACGUCACAAGCAUUCCAAGACUUCGAUACCAACCGUGAUGGUUGGAUUUCACCUAAAGAAUUUCAACGUGCUAUGGAAAGUCAGAAAAUGUAUUCUGUUGAGGAAAUAACAUAUUUGAUGAUGUGUACAGAUGUGAAUAAUGAUGGUAAAGUGGAUUAUAUGGAAUUUACGGAACGUUUCCACAAUCCCGCUCGAGAUAUCGGUUUCAACGUGGCUGUAUUGCUUACAAAUCUCAAAGAGCAUAUUACAAGUGAUCCACGUCUGGAAAAAAUAAUCAAACAAGCUAGCAGUUUGUUAGAAUAUUUCGACCCUUAUUUGGGCCGAAUUGAGAUAAUGGGUUCCAGUAAGAAAGUAGAGAAGAUCUAUUUUGAAAUUCAAGAGUCAUGGUUGGAACAAUGGAGUAAACAACAAAUAAGAGAUUCCAAGAAUUCUUUCCUUUUUAACGUACUCCAAGAUGAUGGUGGAGAUCAAGGAAAACUGGAAGCAUUUAUUAAUUUUUGUGAAGAUACUAUUUUUGAGAUGCAGCAUGCAGCAGAAAUUAGUGCUGGCGAUGCGGCAGAUUCAAAAAUUGAACGAGCAAAGAAACAACGUGAUUAUUUCUUACAACAAACUUCAGCUGGCUCACAAAUUUCGGCAACUUUCAAAACUGGAUUUAGCUAUGGAAUUAAUGCAGCAAAUGCUCUAAAGCCAGCAAAUGUAAAGAAAAUAUUCAAAACAGCUAAUGCUACUCUUAGGUCAAUGACAUGGGCACAGCUAAUAUUUGCUGUUAUUACUCUAUCAGUAAAAAUCUCAAUGAAAGUAGCAAUGUUCAUAUACCUGACUAUCUGUACAUUCUUCCGAUUUGGUUAUUAUUUGAUGACACCGGAUCAUGAUGAAUUAGAGAUGGAACAAGUUGCAUUACCAAUGCCUGAAAGCGUUGGCAUGCAAUAUGCCUCUCCAGUUUGGCCAUCUUUUCCACAGUAUCAGCGUUCAUGUAAUUACGACGUAUUUGGCGUGCGUCUGCCAUCCACUGAUCCUCAGGCAUCAGCAACAUCUCAAUCAAAAAUCGAAGUUACAAAUGCAGCGACACCAGUUCAACAAUCAGAAACUGUUUUGAAACCAUCUGUGACUGUACAACCGAGCUUAUAUGAAACCCAAAACCCUACUGCUGCUCAUUACAAUCAAAUAACUUCAUCAACAAUAUCAGAAUAUGGUGUUACCGAUUAUUAUGAGCCAAAAAUCGCUGAACAAAUUCCGCCACGUAGUCGAGGAUCAUUACUUAAUAUGUUGGCUCGUAAUUUCAAGACAAUCGAAAAAACCACACUAUAUUUAGCUUUCUUCAUCAACGUUAUUUUGCUUUUUCAUCGAAUACGAAUUUCGGAUAUCGUAACAUCAGAAGAUGAAAUUGAUGAAGAUACAGAAUCAGUUUAUAUCAGUGGUGUGAUAUUACCGUACACAUCAUAUGAGGUGACCGGAUGGAUGUUGUCACAGUUACUCUACUGGAUUAGUGUUUUGCAUGCUGUUGCAUCAUUUGCUUUAUUGGUGUCAUUUUAUCAAUUAAAGAUUCCGCUCAUAACUUUCAAGCGUGAGAAGGAAGUUGCACGUCGUUUGAUGUUUGCCGGCUGUUGGCUUACUGAGGAUGAUGAUGAAGAAAGAAGUUUGACUAAUACUGUCUUUUGGUACAUCGAUCGUAUUGUUAUCAGUUCAAAAUCAUUUCCUAUGAAAUAUUGGGAUAAAUUUGUUCGCCGGAAGACGAAACAUAAAUUCCGUGAUCAGAUUGAUGAAGAAACGUUAAUUACAAUAUUAGGUGAAGAUAAACCGGCAACUGAUACUUCCUUUGAUUACAGAUAUGCAUGUUGGCUAUGGCUUGGAGUGAUUUUGACCAAUGGGCAAUUCUUAUAUCGUGUCCACUAUUUACUUUGCUCAGCACUUGGUGUCUUCAUUUCUCCUUUCUUUUAUGCCUUUCAUCUGAUUGAUGUGGUACUCUCUUUUCCCAUGUUGAAAGCUAUUUUGCAAUCUGUUACUCAUAAUUUACAACAGUUAAUUUUGACAAUUAUGAUGACAUUAGUGGUUGUCUAUUUAUAUACUGUCCUGGCGUUCAAUUUCUUUCGCAAGUUUUACGUGCAAGAAGGUGAAGGUGAAGAACCACCGGAUCGAAAAUGUCACAAUAUGUUGACGUGUUUCAUUUAUCAUUUCUACGCAGGAGUACGCGCAGGUGGCGGUAUUGGUGAUGAGUUGGAAUCUCCUUACGGUGAUGAUUUGGAAUACUGGCGAAUGCUUUAUGAUAUUUCCUUCUUCUUCUUCGUUAUCAUUAUUUUACUUGCCAUUAUGCAAGGUUUAAUUAUUGAUGCAUUCGGUGAAUUACGUGAUCAACAGGAAUCAGCAACUGAGAAAUUGGAAUCAUCGUGUUUUAUUUGUGAUAUUGGUAAGGAAACAUUUGAUCGAUUGCCACGUGGUUUCGAGAUACAUACCUCUAAGGAGCACAAUUUUGCUAAUUAUCUCUUUUUCCUUCAACAUUUGGUGAACAAAGAUGAAACGGAAUAUACCGGACAAGAGACAUACGUGCGGGAAAAAUACGAUAAUCGUGAUUGGGAAUUCUUUCCUGUUGGUGAAUGUUUCAUGAAACAAUACGAAGAUCAGCUUUUACAAUUCUAA
Cercopithifilaria johnstoni is the source of this 15042-nucleotide messenger RNA. Lineage: Eukaryota; Metazoa; Nematoda; Chromadorea; Rhabditida; Onchocercidae. The record is from the annotation of a GenBank genome assembly.